Molecule: messenger RNA, 1464 nt
Organism: Prosopis cineraria
Lineage: Eukaryota; Viridiplantae; Streptophyta; Magnoliopsida; Fabales; Fabaceae
Exons: 2
Coding region: 4-1110 (368 amino acids)
Biological process (GO): defense response to fungus
Source: RefSeq, a predicted model, not a curated record
GGCAUGGCAGAGCUGGUUGGGGGUGCUAUCGUAGGAACGGCGUUUGCAGAAUUAUGGAAUGUGGUGAAGGAAGCCAAGGAUCGUAUUAAAGGCUUCGAAGAGACAUUGCAUGACCUGAAUGAUACACUCCUAGAUCUAGCUUCCAUGGUGAAAGGUAUCAAACAAGUAAACAUAAAGCUGAAGCGAAGGGAUCAGCGUGAAGUAGAACGCUUACAAUCAAUCAUGAAGAAAGGCGCGGACCUGGUUUUCAAGUGCGAUCGCUUAGGAAAAUGGGACUUCAUCAACAAGUUUAUUUACCAGAAGAAGCUGACAGAGCUGGACAACAAGAUCACCAGGUUCAUCACUAAACAUAUCCAGUUAGGCACAUUUCUUGAGGUCAACCUUCUACAUGAGAAAGUCAACCAUCUUGCUGAUCAGAUUCAAACCCUAACAUCUGCAACUACUACGACUCGAUGUGUUAGAGCUUCCACUACAAGUUCAUUCGAAGACUUCAUUGAUCCCUUGGAUGAUGACGAAGAUGAUGAUUUCAGAGUACCAAGAUGUCGCAGAGCUGCCCUGGCCUUAGCUUUUUUAGUUCUGAGACUUCGCAUACCUGCACUUAUUUUGUUGGCCUUUCUCCUUAUAGUUAUCGGGGUCGGAACAGUGAAAGUCGUUUUUGUCACAGCGUUUCUACUUAUAGUAAUUACCAGAGCUGCAACAAAGAAGGCCAUUUUUGCCACAGCUGCACUCGUUGGCGAUGGUGUUUCGUCUGUGCUUGAAAAUUAUUCUGACAGUGGUGUGGUGAUGGUCAUAAACGACGUUGGUAGGCUCGAAACGACAAUUGAACAACUGGAAGCUACUAUGGAAUCACUAGUUCCGGUGCUGGAGGAGAUAGGAUCAUCAGAUCUAAGUGAAUCUGCAGAAAGCUUAAGAAGAAUGAUGGAAGAGGGUAAGAAGCUGGUUGUCGAGAGCUCCGCUUAUAUAGGAUCGUGGAACAUUCUUAAAAACAGCAAGUACCAGAAAAAGAUGGUGGAAUUGGACCACAAACUCUUGAAGUUCCAAAGCCUUCACCUGCAAACUCGCUUGGAAACUAAUCAGGAUCCGCAUGGCCAUGUGAUGGAAGGGAGCUAGGCAUAUGGAUACAAAAAAUAUGAAUUCACACAUCAUCAUGCUGAACAAUUAUAAGACUCUUCUCAGUUUUAAAACUACAAUCGCCCAAUUUCAGGUUCAUUUUAUUGGAUUGGGAAGCUCAGACAAAAAGCUAGCAACAACUUUCAUGUUUUUAUUUUUUUUAAUAUUACUAUUAAAUCAUCAUUAUUGAAAUUGGGCUCAAAUUGUAUGCACUUGCACUGUUGACCUGCUGGAGUAACCUUUGACUUCAAUUAUUGAGCAUAAUUGUUGUGUAUUUGGAGCUAGCAUUGCAUUGAAUAUUUUGGUGUUCUGUGUUCGGCCAUGUGUCGUUAUUCUUUUUCCCCCCAAGAUUAG